AGAGGAGCCGUGGAGAAGAAGCUGUGAGGGCGGACUGCAGCUUCCUGUUGUGGCUUUGUCUCUGUUUCUUUUGCAAAACUUUCAGACUUUUAACACAAACUCAAAGUGUGGGGCCCACGGUGAUGUCGUCUGCUCCGGCUCUGCUCAUCUGAAAAACAGACUAGUUCUGAUCCCCUUCGCUGGCAUCAUGUCUAUCGACCCGGCGGCAGAGCUCCCUUUCUUCUACGGCAGCAUCAGUCGCUUUGAUGCAGAGCAGUACCUCAAGUUAGCGGGGAUGAACGACGGGCUGUUCCUCCUCCGUCAGUGUCUACGCAGUCUGGGGGGCUACGUCCUGUCUCUGGUGUGGAACCUGAACUUCCACCAUUACCCUAUCGAGAAACAGCUCAACGGCACCUACUGCAUAGUGGGAGGUAAGGCCCACUGUGGUCCUGCAGAGCUGUGUGAGUAUUACAGUAAAGACCCGGAUGGACUGGUGUGUACUCUGAAGAAGCCCUGCCUCCGCCCCCCCGAGACCAACAUCAAACUGGGCGUGUUCGACAGUCUCCGUGACAACAUGCUCCGGGAGUACGUGAGGCAGACCUGGAACCUGGAGGGUGAGGAGAUGGAGCAGGCAGUUAUCAGUCAGGCCCCAAACCUGGAGAGACUGAUCGCCACCACAGCCCACGAGAGGAUGUCCUGGUACCACGGGAAGAUCUCCAGACAGGAGGGGGAGAGGAGGCUGUACUCCGGAGCACAGCCAGAUGGGAAGUUUCUGAUAAGAGACAGGGAAACGGCCGGGACAUUUGCACUUUCGAUGAUGUAUGGAAAAACUGUGUACCACUAUCAGAUACUGGAGGAUAAAUCUGGGAAGUACUCAAUGCCAGAGGGAACCAAGUUUGACACCAUCUGGCAGCUGGUUGAAUAUUUGAAGAUGAAACCUGAUGGUCUAGUCACUUCUUUGGGAGAGGCUUGUUCCAAUGGCAAAUCUGAUGAAAAGACACCAAGUCUUCCCACAACAAGGCGAGCAACUCCAAAUGCGUAUGUACCGCCACCUACAGAACGGGACCUCCUGCCCAUGGACGAUAACACGUACCACAACCCCCACGAGCUCAAGAAGUUCAACAUCAAGAGGUCCAAACUGGUCCUGGACGAGGUCGAGCUGGGGUCUGGAAACUUCGGCUGUGUCAAGAAAGGAGUCCUUAAAACAGACAAGGGUCAGAUCGACGUGGCCAUCAAAGUGCUGAAGAGUGAUAAUGACAAACUGGUGAAGGAUGAGAUGAUGCGAGAGGCAGAGAUCAUGUACCAGCUGAGUAACCCGUACAUCGUCCGAAUGCUGGGACUGUGCGAAGCUGAAAGCCUCAUGUUAGUAAUGGAAAUGGCCUCCGCUGGACCCCUCAACAAAUACCUCGCAAGUAAAAGAGAGAGUGUGACAGUGGAGAACAUUGUAAACCUGAUGCACCAGGUCUCUGUGGGGAUGAAGUAUCUGGAGGAGAAGAACUUUGUGCACAGAGACCUGGCUGCGCGAAAUGUCCUGCUGGUCAAACCCCACUACGCCAAGAUCAGCGACUUCGGUCUGUCCAAGGCUCUCAACGCAGACGAGAGCUACUACAAGUCUCGCAGUGCAGGAAAAUGGCCGCUGAAGUGGUACGCCCCUGAGUGUAUAAGCCAUCGCAAGUUCUCCAGUAAAAGUGACGUGUGGAGCUUUGCCGUCACCAUGUGGGAGGCCUUUUCUUAUGGAGGAAAACCAUAUAAGAAACUGAAAGGCCAGGAGGUGCUGGACUUCGUUAAAAGCGGUCAGAGGCUGGAUCGUCCGGCCGACUGUCCUGAGAAGAUGUACUCACUGAUGCUGGAGUGCUGGACCAUCGAGCUCGACAAACGCCCUGACUUCAAGAAAGUGGAGGAGAGCAUGAGAUCUUUUCACUUCUCCAUCUCGAAUCGGCCUCAGAACGGAGAAGCUGCAGCAAAAAGCGUCAACUAGGCCCAGAAGACAAGGAACACACUGUCUCUGAGCCACAAAGAGCCUUUUAAACAGCUAUUAACCAGCUACAACAAAGAGCGACUAUGAGAGAGGCGCAUGCAGCACAAUCUGACACAGUUCAACAGCAUAAGACUCCACAGCACUGGACUCAAUGUGAUAGAGAUAUGUCUGACUGUCUGUAAGGCGGAUGUCUAUGGAGAAAAGGGUCAUUGGCCAGAUUAUUUAAAGUUGUUUACUGUGUUUUGUUUUUGUGAUGAGCAGAGAUGGAUGCUGAGAGCGAAAUUGUUGUCAAGCACUGGUCUGUCAGCUGAUUUAAUUAAUUAUGUAAUUUUUGUUGUUGUCCUUUCAAUUACAUUAACUUUAAAACAAA
This is a messenger RNA of Boleophthalmus pectinirostris (great blue-spotted mudskipper), 2327 nucleotides long. Its product is annotated as tyrosine-protein kinase ZAP-70. The coding region runs from base 188 to 1957 and encodes 589 amino acids. Gene Ontology annotation, molecular function: non-membrane spanning protein tyrosine kinase activity; signaling receptor binding; ATP binding. The record is from RefSeq and is a predicted model, not a curated record. NCBI's taxonomy places the organism in Eukaryota, Metazoa, Chordata, Actinopteri, Gobiiformes, Gobiidae. Gene Ontology annotation, biological process: cell differentiation; protein phosphorylation; intracellular signal transduction. Gene Ontology annotation, cellular component: extrinsic component of cytoplasmic side of plasma membrane; cytoplasm. The transcript is spliced from 14 exons.